AUGAAUCUGAUUUCCAACGAAAAGAUCAUUGAUAAUGAUGGCAAGGAAAUCACCGGAUCAGACGGGAAGACUCUUUUUGCCUCACCUCCAUUAGUGAUGGUUAAAUUGACGUUUAACAGUGUCUUGUCACGUAAUGAGAGCAGUAGUUUUGGGCCAUUCACGAUGGACUGUCGCUUGAAAGACAACUUAGCUGAGUAUCACUUUGACAAUCUGCGUGACUUCCGUGGCAGAACAGCAGUCUUUUUUGAUUUUGUCCCACGCUUCUCGUAA
Molecule: messenger RNA, 270 nt
Organism: Thelazia callipaeda (thelaziosis nematode)
Lineage: Eukaryota; Metazoa; Nematoda; Chromadorea; Rhabditida; Thelaziidae
Source: the annotation of a GenBank genome assembly